CGGAGGUGAUAAAUUACAAUCUUCAGUGCUCUGCAAUGCAAAGUGAGGUUUAAUGAUCUCACAAGACUGAAAAGGCUAGAACAUGUGUCCGUUGAUUCAUUAGCUGUAAAGAAUUGAAUGGAAGAAAACUUGAUCAAGAGGCUCUUAGAUUUUUAGGUAUUAAGUCAUGAUGCAAGAAUCCGCGACAGAGACAAUAAGCAACAGUUCAAUGAAUCAAAAUGGAAUGAGCACUCUAAGCAGCCAAUUAGAUGCUGGCAGCAGAGAUGGAAGAUCAAGUGGUGACACCAGUGCCGAAGUAAGCACAGUAGAACUGCUGCAUCUGCAACAACAGCAGGCACUACAAGCAGCAAGACAGCUUCUUCUUCAGCAGCAAACCAGUGGUCUGAAAUCUCCAAAGGGAAACGACAAGCAGCGAACAUUGCAGGUGCCUGUGUCAGUGGCCAUGAUGACUCCCCAGGUGAUCACCCCUCAACAGAUGCAGCAGAUCCUUCAACAGCAAGUGCUGUCCCCUCAGCAGCUUCAGGCUCUACUUCAGCAGCAGCAAGCAGUCAUGUUACAGCAGCAACAGCUGCAAGAAUUCUAUAAGAAGCAGCAGGAACAGUUGCAUCUUCAGUUGCUACAGCAACAGCAGCAGCAGCAGCAGCAACAACAACAACAACAGCAGCAGCAGCAACAACAGCAGCAACAACAGCAGCAACAGCAACAGCAACAGCAACAGCAACAGCAACAGCAGCAACAGCAACACCCAGGCAAGCAAUCAAAAGAGCAGCAGUUGGCAGCCCAGCAGAUUGUCUUCCAACAGCAGCUUCUUCAAAUGCAACAAAUCCAGCAACAACAGCAUUUGAUGAACUUACAACGUCAGGGACUCAUUACUAUCCAGCCUGGACAGCCGUCCCUUUCAGUCCAAUCUCUGCCACAAGGAUUAAGCCCUGCAGAGAUUCAACAGCUCUGGAAAGAAGUGACCGGCGUGCAUAAUAUGGAAGACGGCGUUUUGAAGCAUGGCGGGCUGGAUCUCUCCGCCAAUAAUUCUUCCUCUACUACCUCCACUACCACAUCCAAAGCAUCACCACCUAUAACUCAUCAUUCGUUAAUGAAUGGACAGACUUCAGUCCUCACAUCAAGAAGAGACAGCUCAUCACAUGAGGAAACUGGGGCCAGUCAUCCUCUCUACGGCCAUGGUGUCUGUAAAUGGCCUGGAUGUGAAAGUAUUUGUGAAGAUUUUGGACAGUUUUUGAAGCACCUUAACAAUGAGCAUGCAUUAGAUGACAGGAGUACUGCACAGUGUCGGGUCCAAAUGCAGGUUGUGCAGCAGUUGGAGAUUCAGCUUUCUAAAGAACGUGAACGUCUUCAGGCGAUGAUGACCCAUCUCCACAUGAGACCUUCUGAUCCUAAGCCAUGUCCGAAACCCCUGAAUCUGGUGUCGAGUGUCACAAUGUCUAAGAACAUUUCAGAGACAUCCCCACAGAGCUUACCUCAGACUCCCACCACACCAACAGCCCCAGUCACCCCUGUCACGCAAGGACCCUCCGUAAUCACUCCAGCCAACGUGCACAAUGUGGGACCAAUUCGAAGAAGACAUGGUGAUAAGUACAACAUUCCCAUUUCAUCAGAGAUUGCCCCAAACUAUGAAUUUUAUAAGAAUGCAGAUGUCAGACCUCCAUUUACUUAUGCAACUCUUAUAAGGCAGGCUAUCAUUGAAUCAUCUGACAGGCAGUUAACACUUAAUGAAAUCUACAACUGGUUUACACGAACAUUUGCCUAUUUCAGGCGCAAUGCUGCAACUUGGAAGAACGCUGUACGCCAUAACCUUAGUCUGCACAAGUGUUUUGUUCGAGUAGAAAAUGUUAAAGGGGCAGUGUGGACAGUGGACGAAAUAGAAUACCAAAAGAGGAGGUCACAAAAGAUAACAGGAAGCCCAACAUUAGUCAAAAAUAUACCUACAAGUCUUGGGUAUGGAGCAGCACUCAACGCAAGCUUGCAGGCUGCACUCGCAGAGAGUAGUUUACCUUUACUUAGUAACCCAAGCCUGAUAAACACCACCUCCAGUGGCUUACUGCAGGCAGCCCAUGAAGACCUCAAUGGUUCACUGGAUCACCUCGACAGCAAUGGGAAUAUCAGCCGAGGAUGUUCUCCACAGCAACAUAUACAACCCAUUCAUGUCAAAGAAGAACCAAUGAAUGCAGAAGAAGAUGAGGGUCCAAUGUCCUUGGUAACGACAGCCAAUCACAGUCCAGAGAUAGAAGAGGACAGAGAUAUUGAAGAGGAACCUUCAUCUGAAGAUCUAGAAUAAGAGGAACUUCAGAUAUUUCAACCGCAGGGUCAUAUUACAGACCUCCAUAACCACUCCAUGUCAUUGGAUAUUUGGCAGACUCUUACCGUGACUAUUUAUUGAGCAUGAGACAAGGAAACAGCCUGAUGGAACUAUCUGUGAUUGCCACUAAAUACCAUGGAAUGGCAAGCAUUGGAAAUUGCUUGUAUUUUUCCAGAACAUAGAAAAUUGGAUUGCAAAAAAUACGUUUCUGAUAAACUUUCCUCUCUGUGAUGGCUUAUCCAUAUGAAAUUGUUACCUAGCUCUUACUGGUUGAUGGAUUGACCGAAUAUCGGGAUGUCAGCUAUAUAGAAAGUCAAUGGCCUCUUAUACUGCCAAAAAUAGUGUUAGCUUCAUUAAAUGUGAAUUUUUAGUAUUCAGUAGCUAAAAUUAGAUAAUUUGCUGAUCCAGUUCAAGUUGUUGUUGAUUUUAAUUUGCACAGUAGUAACAAAAAAGUAGAAUCACUGCCUGUAACUAGUUGAACUUUGGGGACAGAUUAGGGUUUGUGUUGGUGCCACCAACUAUUAUGUUUGUAGUUAGAUAUUACAAAACCACAGUAAUUAGACUGUUGUGGAUUUCUGAGGAAAUGAUGACCUCAGGCUUCCAGUCUGUGCUGUUAGUGUUGAAAUGUAAAGUGCAAUCUUAAAUGCUUAAAAAAAGUUUGAUCAUCUGUGUGAGUACCAUAUGGAAAUUAUGCUUUUCUGCAUACUCUACAACAGUUCUCUUUACCUCCUUGUAUUUAAUCCUUGUCUACCUGUAAACAUUUUCAAAGGCAACAGCUAAAACCAAAGUCAACCCUGACAAUGGCCAAUAGCUCAAUGACAGAAACAACCAUUUCAAUGGCCCGCCUUCUGUAACUUUAAUUAGUACAAAGGAACAUUUAUGUGAACUACCUGCUGUUUUCCGAUGAUCUCUGGGAUUCAUUUAUUUAACCCUAAGGAAAGAAAGUAUUCAAUAUGACAAAAUGAAGUCAGAUGUGUGAUCUGCUGAGUUCAAAAAAAGUUCUGAUGGCAAAUGCUACACAAUAACAAUGAUGUGAAGAAGGAAGUUAUAGUGGAACCAGCUAAAUGUGCAUCUUUGACCAAAACAAAUUAUAUGUACUUGAUGCAACUACAUAAUUUAUAUAGGUGUUUUCAUUUCUCACUUCAAAUAUACAUUUAGAGACUAGCAAUGCAGUUGAGAAUAUAGUGCUGACAAACUCACUAGACUUCAUUUGCAUUUUUUCCUGUACAGACAACAGUUUAUACUGGUGGCUUUGUAAUGUUUCGUAAAACUUAUGUCUUGCACGUUCGUCUUUUUUCAUGUUUUGUUCGUCGAGAAGAGUUUUCAGAUUUCACUUAAAAAUAACUGUAGUAACCAAACAUUGAAAAACUAGUGAAGCCAAAAAAUUAUUUUCACUUUUGAGUUCAAAUGAUCUGGCAGAGUUUUAAAAAAACGAAAGCAAUUUUUAUACUCAUUUCAAAUCAUAGUGUUUAAUAGUCAUUAUACCAGACAUUUCCAUUUCUAUCAAACCAAAGUUACACAAAUUUCUGCCUCUGCGUAUAUGUGAUGUUAAGGCUUAAAGUGUCUGCUAUACCUAACAAUGCAUAAAAAAGUUUUCCUAAGAUGUUUCAUGAUGCAUUGUGAUGUAGUUUUUAAAAAGAUACAAAAAAUUGCUUAACACUUAUACUUAUUAACUCAAAAUGUUGCAUUUCACUUUGUGUGCCAAUUCUGUGAAAUACCUUACAUUUCCCCCCCCAACCAAGGGACCUCAUAACCUGAUUAUGGUUAUUGCUUUACAAACAGUUUUUGACAGUUCGUGGCUGCUAGUGUUUAACAUACUUGCCAGUUCCACGUGAAGGAGCUGGUUCCUGCAAACCAAGCUCAUCAUUUAUUAUUUGCUGGAGUCAGCAAGUAGACUUUAGACAUACACAGUCAUCUAUCACACCAAAUAAAAGGACACAACUGCUUUCAGUAGGGUUCUUCCACUCACCCUAAAGGUUUUCUGAAAGCUUCUACCUCUGCAUAACACACCAGAACAAUUGUGGCAGAUUGUAUUAUUUGCGAGUAUCACAGUUAACUGUUACUCUCACUAUGCUUGUCUAUAGUUCAUGGUCAAUGGAAGGCUUAUGUUACCAAUAUGGGGGAGAAAGAUUGCUAAUAGGUUGUCUUCAAACAUUUGUAGGACACUAAUGUUUGGAUUUAUAGAAAGGGAGAUAAUGUUUUGAAGUGCAUGUGUUAAACUACUCAGUUGGACCAGAAGUAAGAAUGCAUUGUGAAUUCAUCUGGAAAGAGAUCUGAGGGUACGGUGCUGGUAGCAUGCAUACCUCAGUCACACGUCUUUUGGAAAAAAAAAGUCUUAGCCACAGAUUGCAUAUACCUGUAGAAUUUUGCAUGGAUUUUGUACGAGUACGAUUAAAAAUAGCUGCUUGCACAUUUUACCAGAAGAACCUCCAAAACUCUGCAAAUGCUUACAAUAGGUUUUAGGUUUAUUGGGGUUUUCUGAUAUGCUCUGUCUGUAUUUUGAUAAUUGUGCAUAAUUAUGUAAAAAAAUGUUGGUGGACCCAUAAAUAACCAGACUUUUUUAAGCAAGCUUUGCUUUGAUGCAUUUCAUGUAUUUUUUACUCUAUUUUAUACCAUUGCUUGCUAAUAUUAGCAAACCUGCUUUCUUGCAUCUGCUUUGCAUAGCUAUUGUAAGGCUUUAAAAUAAUGUAUGUAUUUAUUGCUUGAAUUUUGGUGCAUACUUAUAUGGCAUACUGUGUGGCAAAAUUAAAGCUCAUUUAUCCUUGCUUCUAUCAUAUGCUGAUGGGGACUGUGGUCCUUUAUAUAUAUGGUAUCUUUUAGCUGUAGCACAACAAACAUCAAUUUAUGUAUUGGUGGUUUAUGCCUAUUUGUUUAUUUAUCUUUUUUGAGGUAAACUAAUUUUGAUACUUUCCAUUACUGUGUAUUGUGUUCAUGCCUUGAAUUCUCAAAAAGUUAAAAGUCAUGACUGAUAUCUGUAACAGCUGUUGUUCUGUGUUCAAGGCCCUCACUGUUGAAUAAAGUAAAGGACCAAACAUAGGACUUAAAAGGAGACUAGACUACCACUAACAACAGGGAGUUAUCAGGUUUUAUUGGACCAAGUUUUUGUCUGUAAGAGACAUCAGUGAUAUAAAAUCAUGUGAGUAUACUGUUUUAUAGGCAUAUACAUGCUUUGGUUGAACUCAUUGUAGUUGUAUGGACUGAAAUUAAAAUUUUGUGCACAUUACUAGUGUUUCUUAGAACUACAGUCGGCUUUUUCAUUGAACAGGGACUGAAUAGAAAUGAGAUUAGCCUAUCAACAUUAGCACUUGUUUAAAUCUGUUGGUAAUCAUGCUUUCAUUUUGGAGUUCCUAAAGUAUAAAACUUAAUAAAACCCUGAGUAGUGGAUAAGUAAUGAAUUGUUCCUCCAUUGGGUAAUGAACUGAACAGCAGUGAUGGUUGUAAUGUAAUGUAAAAAAAAUAAUAAUCAGCUCCUUUUUAAGGUACUAAACUAUGUUGUCACUGGCACUGCCAUGGAAUUACAAGGUGUGAAAAACAUUUUUUUCCUGUAUUAUAGCAUUCCAUCAUUCAAUGUGUCUGUUUAAACAGACAAUAAAAUGUGUAUUAUAGUUCUAGAUGUGUGUAAUCAGUACUAAUGACAGAUAAUGGCAUUAUGAAAUGCAAUAAA
Messenger RNA from Hypanus sabinus (Atlantic stingray), 5975 nucleotides. It is a transcript of the gene foxp2, whose product is annotated as forkhead box P2. Lineage: Eukaryota; Metazoa; Chordata; Chondrichthyes; Myliobatiformes; Dasyatidae. Gene Ontology annotation, molecular function: DNA-binding transcription repressor activity, RNA polymerase II-specific; RNA polymerase II cis-regulatory region sequence-specific DNA binding. Gene Ontology annotation, biological process: regulation of transcription by RNA polymerase II. The transcript has 18 exons. Gene Ontology annotation, cellular component: nucleus. The coding region runs from base 167 to 2290 and encodes 707 amino acids. The record is from RefSeq and is a predicted model, not a curated record.